AAGUGACAGCAAGUAGGGUUAGAGGCUAAAAUGAAUAAAAAAACCGUAUGAAAAAAAAGUUUGCAAGCUUUAUGAAUCGCACUUUUGGGGCUUUUGUGAGAAGAUCUGUUUCGCCCAAAAAGCAAGCAAACGGAUUACCGCCAUGCUUCCAGGCUACAGCCCAGUGGUCCAGGCCUUGCUGGGGACACUCUUUACCUGGGGCCUGACAGCUGCUGGGGCUGCCUUGGUCUUCAUCUUUUCUAGCAGACAGAAGCGGAUCUUGGAUGGAAGUCUGGGCUUUGCAGCAGGGGUAAUGUUGGCAGCCUCUUAUUGGUCCUUGCUGGCCCCUGCAAUUGAAAUGGCGGAGGAGUCUGGGAAGUACGGAGCGUUUGCAUUCCUCCCCGUUGCCGUGGGUUUCGCCCUCGGCGCUGCAUUUGUGUACUUUGCUGACCUCAUGAUGCCUGUUUUGGGAGUCGGGACGGAUCCUCAUGUGGCGCUGGCCCUACCGCUCGAUGCCAAACUGGCCAAAGAGAAGAAAGAAGACGUUGGAGGCCCGCUCACCGAGGCGGAGGAGUUAUCCAUUAGGAUAGGUAGAGCAGGACCUCGUUCAGAUAAAAUAGAGAAUGGAGACGUGUACCAAAGACGGAAAGGAACCAACCCUGGUUCUUUAGAAGGACCGGAAAUAAGCUCCAGGCCUCAUGAAGAAACAGGGCAGAGUGGGAGCAGCUGGAGACGCGUCGUUCUCCUCAUCCUAGCCAUCACCAUCCAUAACAUUCCUGAGGGUCUUGCGGUAGGAGUGGGUUUUGGGGCUGCUGGGAAGACCUCUUCAGCUACGUUCGAGAGUGCUAGAAAUUUGGCUAUAGGCAUUGGGAUCCAGAAUUUUCCGGAGGGCCUCGCUGUAAGCUUGCCGUUGCGUGGUUCUGGAGUAUCCACAUGGCGAGCCUUCUGGUAUGGUCAGCUCAGUGGAAUGGUGGAGCCAAUGGCUGGGUUGCUAGGCGCCGUUGCCGUGGUGCUCGCGGAGCCGUUGCUACCUUAUGCUCUUGCCUUUGCAGCCGGUGCCAUGGUGUACGUGGUUGUUGAUGACAUCAUUCCUGAGGCUCAAGUUGGUGGGAAUGGCAAACUGGCAUCCUGGACCUCCAUCUUGGGCUUCAUUGUGAUGAUGUCACUGGACGUUGGCCUUGGAUGAUACACAUCCUAUUGGCUGAAACUUAAAUGACACAGAAUGUCAAUAUCUGCUUUCGGCAAAAAAAAAAGGGACCAAAACUGCCUUUCACCUGAAAGUGUGGCUUUGUUUAAUGCAGUAGGGCUUUUUGUUUUGUUUUUUUGGAAGUGGGAUGCUAUGUUUAGAUUUGUUUUAU
This is a messenger RNA of Chanos chanos (milkfish), 1337 nucleotides long. RefSeq names its product solute carrier family 39, member 11 (gene slc39a11). The record is from RefSeq and is a predicted model, not a curated record. Gene Ontology annotation, molecular function: zinc ion transmembrane transporter activity. The transcript is spliced from 10 exons. The coding region runs from base 143 to 1165 and encodes 340 amino acids. Gene Ontology annotation, cellular component: membrane. Gene Ontology annotation, biological process: zinc ion transmembrane transport. NCBI's taxonomy places the organism in Eukaryota, Metazoa, Chordata, Actinopteri, Gonorynchiformes, Chanidae.